Messenger RNA from Lizanozyma spartinae, 690 nucleotides. RefSeq lists its product as uncharacterized. The record is from RefSeq and is a predicted model, not a curated record. Gene Ontology annotation, cellular component: preribosome, small subunit precursor; nucleolus. The transcript has a single exon. Gene Ontology annotation, biological process: maturation of SSU-rRNA from tricistronic rRNA transcript (SSU-rRNA, 5.8S rRNA, LSU-rRNA). Lineage: Eukaryota; Fungi; Ascomycota; Pichiomycetes; Serinales; Debaryomycetaceae. The coding region runs from base 1 to 690 and encodes 229 amino acids.
AUGGGAAAAUCAAGGGAAAAGGUGACCAACAAAGUAAGCAAAAAACCCCAGGGUGUGCUGAGUGCAAAGUUGAAGAAGAAAAUAAGAGAUGUGGAGAGAUUACUUAAGCGGGACUCAUUGAAUGGAACCACCAGAACCGAAAACGAAAGAAAACUAAAAGCCUUGAAGGUUCAACUAGCAAACAGUAGCCUUAACUUACAAGCCAAGAAGAACGCCAAAAAGUAUCACAUGGUCAGAUUCUUUGAAAAGAAGAAGGCUGUCAGAAAGUUGAAACAAGCAAUUAAGACCUUGGAGGAAGCCAAAAAGACUGAAGUAAAAAAAGACAUUAAAAAGGCCAGAAAAUCAGUGAAGUUCUGUGAAAUAGACCUUGUGUAUACCAUAAUGUUCCCCAAGAACGAAAAGUAUAUUUCAUUAUAUCCUAACCCCAAGGAUGAGGACAAACAACUGACAUCCACACCUCAAGCAAAGGCAGGAAAGUUGGCCAGUGAAAGUCUUAGAAGAGAAAAGAGAAAGGAAUAUGAAAGGUUGAUUGAAGAAGACAAGUUGCCUUUCACUUUGGAAGACGUUUUGGCAGGUAAGACCAUUUCAUUAGAUUCCGAAGUUCUCACAGCAAAGAUGGAACAAGAAAUCGAUGCCGAAGGAGAAGAAAAUGGAGAAGAAGAAGACGAUGAGUUUUUGGAAGAAGCUUAA